This is a messenger RNA of Hippocampus comes (tiger tail seahorse), 5691 nucleotides long. It is a transcript of the gene wnt9a, whose product is annotated as wingless-type MMTV integration site family, member 9A. Gene Ontology annotation, cellular component: extracellular region. The transcript has 4 exons. Gene Ontology annotation, biological process: cell fate commitment; neuron differentiation; canonical Wnt signaling pathway. NCBI's taxonomy places the organism in Eukaryota, Metazoa, Chordata, Actinopteri, Syngnathiformes, Syngnathidae. Gene Ontology annotation, molecular function: cytokine activity; frizzled binding. The record is from RefSeq and is a predicted model, not a curated record. The coding region runs from base 12 to 1226 and encodes 404 amino acids.
AGGAGCACUUCAUGUGCUCUUCGUAUAAGAAGUGUGCCGUGUCCAGCUCAGAGCUUCACACAGCUACUCAGGAGAAACGAAAUGAUCUACCCUGGCGCCGCAGCAAAAUGCUGGAUGGACACCUACUCCUGGGAUGGUUAUCGUUCACACUGGUAGUCCUUGUCUUCUACUUGCCACCGCCCAGCACAGCCUAUUUCGGGCUGACAGGUAAUGAGCCGCUGUCUAUCCUGCCAUUGAACUCUCUACCGGAGGAGAGCGUGGGCCGGGCCCACUACAAGCUGUGCGACCGGCUCAAACUGGAAAAGAAGCAACGCAGGAUGUGCAGACGUGACCCAGGCGUGGCUGAGACCUUGCGAGAGGCCAUCACCAUGAGCGCCCAAGAAUGCCAGUAUCAGUUCCGCUUCGAGAGGUGGAAUUGCACCUUAGAGGGGCGUCACAGAGCCAACAUGCUCAAGAGAGGAUUCAAGGAGACCGCCUUCCUGUAUGCCAUUUCUUCGGCGGGUUUGACGCACGCCAUGGCCAAAGCGUGCAGCGCGGGCCGCAUGGAACGCUGCACGUGUGACGAGGCGCCCGACCUGGAGAACCGCAAGGCAUGGCAGUGGGGAGGCUGCGGCGACAACCUGAAAUACGCCAACAAGUUUGUCAAAGAUUUCCUGGGCAAGCGCUCCAACAAAGACUUACGCGCACACGUGGACAUGCACAACACCAACGUGGGCCUGAAGGUCAUCAAGGCUGGUGUGGAGACUACCUGCAAGUGCCACGGCGUCUCCGGCUCCUGCACCAUCCGGACCUGUUGGAGACAGCUGAAGCCCUUCCACGAGGUCGGCAAGCAGCUCAAGCAACGCUACGAGACCUCGGUUAAGGUGGGCAGCUCCACCAACGAGGCUACGGGGGAGGGCGACAUCUCCCCCUCGGGCCGGAGCCAACCGCAGCUGCAGCAGCAGGCGCCUCCGCUCCUGCAGCUCAACGAGCAGAUCCCCCGCACCAUGAACCUGCUGCACAUCGAGGACUCGCCCAGCUUCUGCAGGCCCAGCAAGUACUCGUCGGGAACGGCCGCCCGCAAGUGCUACAAGGACAAGAACUGUGACGCAAUCUGCUGCGGGCGGGGCCACAACACGCAGAGCCGGGAGGUGACGCGCCCUUGCCAGUGCCAAGUGCGCUGGUGCUGCUAUGUGGAAUGCAAGCAGUGCACGCAGAGGGAGGAAGUGUACACCUGUAAGGGCUGAACGCCAUCACAGGAGUGGUGACACUGAUAAGCACUUUGAGGGAUUUUCUUUCUUUUUUUUUUUUUUUUUUUUUUUUUUUAAUUCAAAGACAUCAUUUUUCUCAGACAACUGGGUGAACAUCUCAAGCCUUGACCAGACCCUUCUUACUCAACAAGCCGUUUCACGUGCAAGCAUAGUCAAGAGACUGACGAAAGAAGAAGGACGACGCAUGUGUGUUUGUAUCCGCUGACGGGGAUGCAUCAACGACUUCCAACAAAAACACAGACAGGGUGUAAGAAUUUUACUCUACACGCACAUAUCUACGCGCGCACACAUCGUGUGUUUGCAUAUGCAUGUAAAUAACUUUAUAAAAGGGUUUAUGUAUAUAAUAUAUAUAUAUAUAUAUAUAUAUAUAGUUCAGCCAUUAUACAAGCCACUAAUCUAAUUUUAUGGUAAAACAAACCACUAACUGCACAGACGCUUUGCUGUUUGUGCGAACGUUCCCGCCUUUUGGAAACUUUAAGUAUGAAUGUUUCCUUCAUGUGGCGGGGAAAACAAAUCCAAACUUUUUUUUUUUUUAAUAAUGUAAAAGAUCAAUUGCAGCUGUAAGUUGCAAUGUCAUCAUAACUGGACACUUUCUUCGAAACACCUGCGCGACACGAAAGACCCAAUUAAGGAGCUGUAUCCACAAUUGUGGCUUUCCAAAGAUAAUGACUCUCACAAUGAUUACCAUCGUGGCGGUUGUGUCAUGCUUCAAUCAUUGGGCUGAAUUGGAGCAUCUCAUCCCUUCCUAUCAAAGUGAGAAAAGGCCCAAUUAUCAGACGUUUCCUGAGUGAUGACCCUUACGUGCGGUUUGUAUGAAGGGUCAUUUUUCCUCCCCUUAUCUGCAGGCAAAGGACGUCUCAAUAAGAUUAUUGAUUAUGAUUAUGAACUUGUUGUGUGUUGAUGUAUACACACAGAACACCCCGCUUUACCUUAUUUCACUACACGAUAUUAGAAACGGGAGUGUGACGCAGUGCCGUUCUACAGCACCAACUGCAGCAAUAAAUAAUGUUAAAUAAAUACACAGUGGGAAUUGUGGUUGGGCGAAAUGUUUUGGACAAUUCUACGUGGGAACAGUUUGGGGGUAACAUUCUCUUUUCUGUUCCCUGGGUGGGAUCGGCACAGGUGUACCCAAUAUCGUGACUGACGGGCAGAUGCAAAUGAGGAAUACAAAUACAGUACGUCCCUCUGCCUUCAUCCGAACAAUGUUCAGGGAAUAAGUCAGACCACUACGAUUGUUUGGGGCAACCAUCCAUCAUGACGACAGUGGCCUUACUAGAUAACUGGACGGACGUAGCCAGCAUAUUAAUAUCGUUGAGCCAUCUUCCUCAUUCGCAUAAUCAACCCAGUCAUCUGAUCCCCUGAUUGUAGACCAUGACGAUAAAGACUUCUGUAUCGUCUGCAAUUAGGUUCUGGUAAUCAUUGAUCAAAUAUACAGUAUAUAUUGUAGGAACUUGUGUAUACCUUGUUUGUGACUACUGAGUGAGGGGGGGACCCAGCUUUGUAUGAUAGCGCUCAUUCCCACACUGAAGCCUCAAAAGCCCUUUAAGGUAUAUAUAAAUAUAUUUUAAAUCUAUAUUUAUGGAUGCAGCAUAUAUAUAUAUAUAUAUAUAUAUAUAUAUAUAUAUAUAUAUAUAUAUAUAUAAAAUGUAAAUAGGUUUCUUUUCCUGUGGUUAAAAGGCACAUGUUCAACUAUUGCAAGAAACGAGCUAUAGUGGUACCCUGCAGUUUUCUACAACAAAAACGGGAGGCAAUGUUUGAAGUCAUAUAAAGAUUAUUAACGGUCGUACAGUUAACAGGUCAAAUACCAAAAUGUUAGAAACAUUAAAACUCUCAGUAAACACUCCCGACUCAAAUGAGAGCACACAAUGUAGCAUUCUACUGGAUAUAUUUACUUGCUCCUUGUCAAAUGUCACAUGGGCAAAGUUUAAAACAUAAACAUACACAUGAAUAACACUCCACUUUUCGAUCACACAUGACAAGCAGCUAGCAUGAGAAGUAAACAUAGCAAUCCACAUCUUUACUCACUGCUCCUUGUCCAAUGUCAAGUCAAGUCAAGUACAACUUUAUUGUCAAAUGUAAAAUGUAAAAUGUUUAAAAUGUAACCCUUAGUAUCCCACCGUUUGUUUACGAGUGACAAGCACGUGGCAGCCCGCCAUGAUGGCUAGCAUGAGAAGCUAAUGAAGCAGUCUACAACCAUACUUGUCCGACAGCGCAAAUAGACGGAUUCAAAUGCACCUCACCACUCACAUGAGAUCUGAAUCUAAGGCUACAUUCACACUGCAGCGGAACGUCGAUUUAUUUAAGUUUUUUGCCUACAUGUGACACAUAUCUGAUUUCAGUGUGAGCAGUACAAUUCACAUUUUUUCAAAUCCGACUUGGGACUCUUUAAAUUAUGGAUAUAAAUCGAAUAUGUAUGCGAUGCGCAGUAUGAACGCUCAUCCACACACAUCCGGCCUAGACAUCAACAGCACAAUAUGUUCUCUGCACUGGCGGUUUUGAUCGAGGGCUUGGGAGACUACUGACACUGUGCGUAGAUCUGCAAAGUUGAUUUGAGUAACAGUUGUUUAAUCCCACUUGAAAAAUGCAAACAAGCAUAAAGCGAAUAUUUGUGGUGAUAGUUGUAAUUCAGCCACGCAGACGCUACGUGCAGCAUUGACAAGAUGUCAUCUUCAGUAGACGUCUCCAUUCAAUGAGGAGAUCGAUGAGCGUUGACUCAUAUCCCCAAAGUAUUUCCACCUCUUCCCGCCUUGUUACUCUAGCGAUAUGAGAUGAUAAAAUGAACCUGUACAUGCGGGACCAAUUUUUUUGGAAGUUGGAACCAAGUUAAAAUCAGGAAGGGCAGAAACUGAUGAACUCAAGUUCAAGAUACAGAAUAAUUCAAAUCAAUGUCCCUUCUUUGGGUGAAGUGGAUCAAUACCUGCAAAAAGUUCUGCCUCGGGACGAACAACAGGAAGUAGAAACCUAACAAAAUAAAAUUGGUAACUAACCACAUGGCACUGAAAUACUUUUUUUUUCCAUACAAAAUCGAAACCAAAGUUGUUUGCUGCGGCUGAGAAAGGUUGCAGCUGUCAGUCCUGCACAGUAGACAAAAACAUCAUGUCAAAAAUACCAACCAAAUGUAAUCAUAGCUAACCCAGAGUGCUAACCCAGACAAAAAAAAAAAAAAGCACAGCACAAACAUGCUCUAAUGCUCGACACAAGUCAUAAAAAGUUGGCUGACAGAGACUGAGUCCUCGUUUGGAUACAAAAACCACGAGUAGAAAACCGAACAAACUUAAAUUGGUAGCUAAUCACAUAACGCUUCGACACUUGGAUAACAUUAAAUCAAAACUUAAGUUCUUUGUUCAUUAAAAAAAAUGGCCCAUGCCAGUUUGAGAGUUCGAGCUCCUAAAAUAAUAACAGGAAGUCGAAACUUACCGAAAUAUAAUGGUAACAUACUGUACCUAGAGGUCAGCUAGCUCAGAAAAAAACAAAACAAAAAAUACAUCCAGGGGGUAACUACUGUAAUAUGGAUUCAAAUGCAUGUCACCCGUCACACAAGAGCCAAAUCAAAGUUCUGUUUUCACAAAAAGUUGGACAAUACAAGCUGUAGUACUAGCUUGGAAACAAAAACAGAAAGUAGAAACCUACCAAAAUGACAUUGGUAUUUAGCCUAAGUACAUGAGGCUUAGACAUUUUGGACGCACAAACUCUAAAGUCCUUUGUUUACCCCCAAAUUGGUGAGUACCGCUGGAGAGUCCUAGCUCACAACAAAAAAUGUGAAGUGCAAACCGAAACUUAUAAAUCCUUUGAUGCUGGAUGAAAUGAGGUCUCGUGAGCUGCUUGACGUUGAUUGUGUGAACUUCAUAUGUUUCGUCCAAAUGUCGGUUUGGGGCAUUGGAGCUACAGGGUACCACUGUAUUGAUUCUAAUCAUAGAUACUGCACCGUGACGCCGUGGUCGAGAAUUUGAAGCAUUUCGAUAAGCAAAUAAAAGACACGGAGAAGUUUGCACGCUACAUGCAAACCAUAAUAACCAUGCAGCGCAAAUGCCUCCUUGCCACAGCACACUUUUGGUAUGUGCUCAGCCCCCCUCCACCGAGAAAACACCAACUUCUCUUGGCAGGUGAACCCGUUGAAGACAAACAGGAAUACCAAAUGCCCACUGAGUGCAUUCUUUUGGCUUUGCUUAUAGAUUGCAUAUAAGGAGAAUAAUGCAGCAAGAUGACCAUCAUUCUCAAAAUCCAAAACUCUGCACUGUUUAGUGAGCAAACAUGUAAAAAAAAAAAAAAAAAAUCUAUUUUGUAAAAAUAAAUAAAUAAAUUAUUUUUUAAAUAUAUAUGAGCAUGUGUUUAGUGUAAAUAUGACUAAACUGAUUUUGUAUCCUGUAUUUUGUAUUUUUUUUUUGGUUGGUUUUCAAAAAGCAUGUAUUCAUAUGCAAACUUCUGUUUUUCAAAGCACUAA